This is a messenger RNA of Kuraishia capsulata CBS 1993, 1086 nucleotides long. RefSeq lists its product as uncharacterized. The transcript has a single exon. Gene Ontology annotation, biological process: sulfate assimilation. Lineage: Eukaryota; Fungi; Ascomycota; Pichiomycetes; Pichiales; Pichiaceae. The record is from RefSeq and is a predicted model, not a curated record. Gene Ontology annotation, molecular function: 3'(2'),5'-bisphosphate nucleotidase activity. Bases 1 to 1086 code for a protein of 361 amino acids.
AUGAAAAGAUUCUAUCGAACGAUGGCUAGUUUUCACAAGGAAUUAUUGGUUGCGCAAUUGGCUGUCAAAAGAGCCUCCAUAUUGACCAAGAAGAUCAGUGACGAGAUUGCUGCAAAGACCACGGGUGGAAUCUCCAAAACUGACAAAUCACCAGUCACCAUUGGCGAUUUUGCCGCCCAGGCAAUUGUGAUCAACUCUAUUUUGAAGAAUUUCCCCUCGGACGAGGUGGUUGGUGAAGAGGAUUCGGACCUCAUCAGGCAAACCCCGGGGUUGGGCCAGAACAUUCUCGAGCACAUCCAAAACGUCCAAAAUGAGGAUAAAUUCUCCAGUGACGUGCUGGGAGAGCUGUCAUCCAUCGACUCUGUUUGCUCGACUAUAGACAAGGGCGACUCCAAGGGAGGAAGCUCGGGACGUAUCUGGGCCUUGGACCCUAUUGAUGGAACCAAGGGUUUUCUUAGAGGCGACCAAUUCGCCGUUUGUCUUGCUUUGAUUGUCGAUGGAGAGGUUCAGCUGGGUGUGAUAGGAUGUCCUAAUUUGCUAGUUGAUUUAUCUAACCCCUCUGGGAAAAGAGGAGGGCUUUUCAGUGCUAUUAGAGGAAGAGGUUCAUACUACCAAAACCUGUUCGAGGAGGUGAAACCAUUGGAUGAUCAAAGACGUAUAUUCUUGAAUAACAAGGUCUCUUUUGCCGAGGCCAAGGUGUGCGAAGGCGUUGAGAAGGGCCAUUCGUCCCAUGAACUUCAGGCUCUCAUCAAGGAAGACUUGAACAUUGUUUCCAAGUCCUUGAACCUGGAUUCGCAGGUGAAAUAUUGCGCAUUGGCAAGAGGCGACGCUGAGAUCUACCUGAGAUUGCCCAAAGACGUGAACUACCAGGAAAAAAUCUGGGACCAUGCUGCGGGUAAUGUCCUUAUCACCGAGGCCGAGGGAGUCGUAUCCGAUAUAUAUGGAAACUCUCUGGACUUUGGUAAGGGAAGAACGCUCCAAUCGCAGGGUAUAGUUGCUUCUUCCAAGACUCUCCAUGCGGAUAUAAUAAAGACCAUCAAGAAGAUCAUUGGGGAGAAUGGCGAAGAGCUGCAAAAAUACUGUUGA